Naegleria gruberi is the source of this 1749-nucleotide messenger RNA. RefSeq lists its product as uncharacterized. The record is from RefSeq and is a predicted model, not a curated record. NCBI's taxonomy places the organism in Eukaryota, Heterolobosea, Eutetramitea, Acrasida, Naegleriidae. Gene Ontology annotation, molecular function: protein binding. The transcript has a single exon. The coding region runs from base 361 to 1647 and encodes 428 amino acids.
AAAACCAAGUUUUUGACUCGUUGAAGAUUUUUAAAGUCAACAACUGUUGGUUGUUUAUUAUUAAUAGGGGAGCUUACGAAGGGGUUUACAAAGUGAAUUCACAACCAGCAAUCACGUUUAACAUCCAAUUAAUACCCUACCAUUUGAUUGUAUCAUUUUUCAUUUCCUAUUUUGUAGAUUGCCUUACGAAGAGAACAAUUGCUUUACCAAAUAAGUCUUGUAGGAACAAAACGCAAACAAAUUUAAAAAAAAAACCGCAACAACACAAGCUGCUGUUUGAGCCACCCAAAACCUCCCAUCAAGCCACAUCAUCAUCAUCAGCUGCUUCAGCAAGAAACAGUAAAAUUCGCCUCCAACACAAUGAUGAUGAUCACACAACAACAGCAACAACAACAACAACCUUUCACUAUUAAUAACAAUUAUAACACAACUCCUAAAACAGUAGAAGAAGAAGCAAUAAGAAGUAGAAGCAGAAGAAAUAUCGGUCAAAUGUUGAACAAGAUAAAGAAGAGUCUAUUCAAGAGAUUUGGUACUCAGAGUCAAAUCUAUAAUAACAACGACAUUAACAAUAAUAAUAAUUCAACUUCAACAACUACAAUACGACAUGUUGAUAAUACAUGUAAUGACAGAAGUUCGAGAAUUUCAUGGUCGUUGGUGAUGGAAAAUUCUCAAGCCGAAUUCCUCUAUCAAAAUAUCUUCUCGUGGCUUGAUCAUACAACGGUGAUGAGACUUUCAAUGGUAAAUCGAUACAUGAGAGCAAUUUGUGUAGAGUUUCAUCCAGUGUGCUUUAGGAUGGAAUGGUGGAAUUUGACAGAAUAUAAAAAGACGAGUUGUGAAUUCCCAUUUGAAAAGGUGAUUCGUGUACAGUUGGAAGGAGAACCAAUGCUUGAAUACAUGCCAAGGAUUAACUGGGAAAAUGUUCAAUCCUUGCGAAUGAAUGUUCACUAUUAUAAGAAUGUCGACGAGUGUAGCAAGAUUAUUGGUCAUGCCCUUGAAGAAUCCUCGCUGCUCCUGAGAGAAUUAGUAUUGAAUGGAAAGCAACGUGAGAUGAAUGAGAGAUUUACACUGACCAAUGUACUGGACAAGGUUAAUGUGAGAGGUUUGAAAUUGGAGAGAUUGACCACUAAUCUUCCAGUAGAUGUAAAUAGACUCCUCCAAUAUGAAAUGACCAUCAAUAAGAUUAUCAUUGGAGAAUACUUUUGUACAGACAGUCCUUCUGCUGCUUUCUCUAUGAGUCAAUCGACAAGUUCAGUUUGUUGUGGUUCAGCAACAUCCUCUACAAGCAUGAUGAAUGAAAUUGUACAAUCUACUCCCACUGUAAAUAGAACUAAUCAAUGCCUUAUCAAAGUCUUUCGAUGCAAAGUUACAGAGAAGAAUCUGAAAGAAUUUUGUGCAUUAAUUGCCAUGCCUCAAUUCCAAACUCAAAUUUUGGAAAUUACACUCACACCAGCACUCAUUGCUCCAGAAAUUCUGUCCACACUCAUUGAUUUGUUUGUUGCCCACCUGAAACAUGUAAAGAAAGUUGCCAUUGCUAGUAGUCUUGAUCCACUUUUACUCAAGAAGGUAUUCGGAUCCUUUCGAACAAAUUCUAAUACUUUUGAAUUGGUUUUGGUUAAAAAACAAGACAAGCAUCAUAAAAAAUGUUAAAUUAAUAUUCAAAAUUUAUUCAUUCUCAUUAUUGAAAUUGAUAUCUUUUUAAUACUAUUAAAUACUACUUUACAAUAUUAAAAAUUGAGCCCAUUUUUGGUC